AUGGCGCGCAGUAGCCUAUCGGAUCCGGCCCUUGCUUACCAAAGCAUUGGACCGGGUUCGAGUCCGGCGUACACCAAUGAAUAUUUUCAAUAUUUAAGUGUAUUAUUCUGCUCAGCCCAAGAAAUAAAACGAGUUCCAAUCUCAAAAAGUUUACCCCCUAUAGUAGUCGCUCAUGACCUUAGUAGUUUAUGCGACUUUAAACAAAUUAAGAAAGAAAAAAAAAAAAUAUAUAUAAAUAAUAAAAGUAAUAACAUCAAUUUUAUUCUACUAACAUUACUCAUAAAGUUGGGCGACAUAAAAAGUGCAAGGAAAAGAAAAGUCAAAGAUGAAGUAGGGAAGGAAAAAACGUGCUAA
Molecule: messenger RNA, 354 nt
Organism: Cotesia congregata
Lineage: Eukaryota; Metazoa; Arthropoda; Insecta; Hymenoptera; Braconidae
Source: the annotation of a GenBank genome assembly